AUGGGUCACUGCGAUGGACUCACGUUGUGCAUGUGGAGCACGGAAUCAUCAUUAUUCGCCAAGCUCGUCCUUUGGAAUCCCCUCACAAGGAAGAUCAACCUGGUCCAGCCUAGUCCCAUUCAACGGCGGUUCAGGGCUUAUGAUUCCUACGGGCUCGGGUACGACACUAACAAGCCUCAACGUGAGUACAAGAUACUGAAGUUUUCCCUUAAACACUAUGUUGGAGAAGUUGAGAUAUUCGACUGCAACACGAAGUCGUGGAAAAUUCUUGAUGUUGGCAAGGUUGACCGGGGAGUACGUCGCUACUGCAACGGUGUGUCUGUGGACGGUAACAUGUACUGGCUUGGUAGGAAUCAGAAAAGAAACUAUAUUCUAGGAUUUGAUUUCUCCCUUGAGAAAUUCAAUGACAUAUAUCUUUUUCCAUGUGAUUCUAAUUACCCUGAUGAGGAUACCUACCUAGGCGGCUACAAUGGGGAUUGCUUGUCUUUGGUAGAACAAAACCAAGAACAAACAAGUCCCAUCGUGGUGUCGGUUUCCAGCAAGUUGGCUAAUGGGAAUGUGUCCUUUACCAAAUACUUCUCUGUGGCCAGACCUGAUCUCCCGGCGUUACGCAACAAGAUGUUAGAGACAGAGAUUUUGACAAAGUUGCUAUGCAUCCUGGUGACAUUGUUAGUCGAGCUAUGGCUGUAUCCUUUUGCGCAGUAUGUUUCAUGGGUUAAAGAGGAAAGAUAUAUCUAA
Brassica oleracea var. oleracea is the source of this 738-nucleotide messenger RNA. RefSeq names its product putative F-box protein At3g10430. The record is from RefSeq and is a predicted model, not a curated record. Lineage: Eukaryota; Viridiplantae; Streptophyta; Magnoliopsida; Brassicales; Brassicaceae. The transcript is spliced from 2 exons. The coding region runs from base 1 to 738 and encodes 245 amino acids.